Messenger RNA from Blepharisma stoltei, 1061 nucleotides. NCBI's taxonomy places the organism in Eukaryota, Ciliophora, Heterotrichea, Heterotrichida, Blepharismidae. The record is from the annotation of a GenBank genome assembly.
AUGGAUAACUCUCAUUCUACUCACUCCACCUCAGCCUAAUUCUUAGAAUUCGUGGAUUUUAAUUAAAUUAAUCAUUAAUUAUUUAUUGGAUGCAAAAAUUCUGUUAAAAUUGAAUUUUAGUAUAUUCUCCUAUUUUUCUGGGGGAGAGUCAAAGUUUGAUUUCUGCACCUUCUAAAUGAAGCUGGUCAUAUGGAGUCAAUGAAGAUGCGGGCCCAGGAAGUCACAAUAUACCAAACACCAUUGGAUCACAGUCUUACAGAUACAGAAAUUCCCCUCUCCCAACAAUUCCAAAAGCAGAAAAAGGCAGUAAAGUCUACUAUUCUCGAUCCCUCAGCAAAGAGUUUUAUGGAGCCCAUUCACCUCCUCUCAAUGCUUAUAGCCCAAAUGUAUCGCUAACAGAAAAAGGUGAAGUUUCAGUUAAAUUUGGCUCAGGAAAGCAAAGGGAUUUGCAGUUUAUUGACUCUUAUAGAGACAGAUCUCCUGGGCCAAUCUACAGGUAUAAAACCUCUAUAAAUCAAGAUACCCACAUUGGAAGCUCUUUUUCAAGAGCUCCAAGAGAUAUUACACCAUCCGCAACUCCAGCUCCAAAUGCUUAUUCCCCAAUACUAGCUCCCCGUUUAAAAAUUGAAACAAAAUAUCAUUAAUUCUUUUUUUUUUGAGAAAUUAACCCCAUUAUAUUUUUUAUUUGAAUGGCUUUAAAGUGUGGGGUAAGAUCUCAUGACUCUUAUGCUACUAUAAAAGGAACAUAUUCACCCGAUAAGGUUUACGCAAGAAAUUACGAAAGAUACUUAAAAGGACGGAUAAGUCCUGGACCUAAAUACAACGUAAGCGAUACCAAAAUUUUAAAAAACACCUACAUGUCAAAAGUAGGCAGAGAAGCCUACGAAAGUAACUAAUAUUUAGUAAAGCGCGAAUUGCCAGGUCCUGGGACUUAUUUCGCUGAACCUGACCUCCACAACAAGUCCAAAUCAGUCUCUUUCGGAACAGGGACUCGGAGUGUCGACGUGCGAAACUGUACUUUUUACAUAGAUGGGAGGUCUGACGAGAUGUACCGAUUUUAG